This is a messenger RNA of Blepharisma stoltei, 588 nucleotides long. The record is from the annotation of a GenBank genome assembly. Lineage: Eukaryota; Ciliophora; Heterotrichea; Heterotrichida; Blepharismidae.
AUGCCCAAACAAGUAAUACAGCCGAUUUCUCUCCUCAAACGAAAUUUAAAGUCGAAGCAGCAAAUUUUCCACGUUAAAAGUACCCCGAAAAUCCUGUCAAAAUAUAAGUACAAGAGGAAAAGCUCUGUAGAUCUCCAACAACAGUUCACGAAAUCGGAGACCACAGAGAUCCAAGCAAUUGAAUUUGAAGCCCUCCCGAAGACUUUGCAAGCGUAUUUCAAGACUUCGCAGAUGAAAAACCACAUAAAGCCGGACAGAUACGCUUCACAAGAGAUUCCUGAAUUUCACCACAAGGAAAAGCCAAGCUCGCCUCAGCAGCAAGUAAAGAGCACAACAGAGAAAGUGGAAGAUGGGACUGUUUACUGUAUAUGUAAUAGACCUUACCAGCAAGGAGAAAUCAUGUUUAAGUGUGAAGGAUUUUGCGGCAAUUGGUAUCAUCCGAAUUGUAUCAAUAUGCAGGCAAGCGAAACAGAGAGGCAGCUGAAUACCAAUGAGAGGUGGUACUGUCCAGAGUGCUUACAAACGGCGAUUGAGGUCAUGCAAGAUUCGAACGUUGUCAAGGAAAGUAAAAGAAUGAGGGCCAACUAA